AAAGGAAUAAUCAAUAAGAAAAAGAAAUCGAUUCUUUCAGAGUCUCUAAAAGUUAUUAAUUUAGCAGAGCAGGUAUUUGGUACAAACCAUGCUGGAAGCCGACUUGCUAAUGAAAUCAAUGAAUGGUAUUCAAUAUCUGGAAAAGUAAAUGAAAAUAUAAGGCAAGCCUGUGUCGAGCAUGGGCAUGUAGAUACUGGAAUGCACCCAAUUAUCAUGUUAAUGAUGUCAGAAUUGCCAGAGGAUGAUAUCACUGGAUUUGCGCAGCGAUUCUUGUCUGGUACAGAAAACAUUUUGCAUAUCGAAGUGAAGAAGGAUAUAGGAAAGAAAAAGGAUGGGCACCUAUUGUACUUCUACGAUAACUUCUUGAG
Racocetra persica is the source of this 368-nucleotide messenger RNA. The record is from the annotation of a GenBank genome assembly. Lineage: Eukaryota; Fungi; Glomeromycota; Glomeromycetes; Diversisporales; Gigasporaceae.